UUUAAUAUUUUAUUACGAAAAGUGGUACCUAUACUUUAAUACUAAAAUUGUCGAAAAUACUUAUUAUUUAUACUCUUGUCUAGUAAAAACGCUAAGUAAUUUGAUGUGUGAAAUUUGAUAUUCGAGUCAACCCUAAUAACUUUAACCUAUACUUAAAUUGCACUGUUGUGUAAACACAAUACAGUUUUUCAUAUAAUAAUAAAGAAAUACAGUUGAACUAAAUAGUCUCAAUACAGCCUUGUAGUGUUCCUACGUCCUAAUAAUUAAUAUUGGAGUUUUGGUUAAAUUUUUGUAAAAUUAAUCCUUUUAAGGGAUGAAGGGGAAAAAGGAACAGGAAUCAGAAACAACCGAGAAUGUAUGUCGUGAUUUCAUGCGCAAUGUGUGCAAUAGAGGCAAAUCUUGCAAAUUUUUUCAUCCUCCUGUCGAAGAGGAUAAGCGCAAAUAUGUAUUUUGCCAUGACUUUCAAAAUGGCAAGUGUAGUCGUCAUGACUGUCGGUUCAUUCAUUGUUCUCGUGAGGAUGAGGAGUAUUAUAAUCGRACCGGACGCAUGGCACCAGAAGUGUUGAGGACAAUUGAUAUAGCUGGUGCACCUCCUUCUGAUGAUAUACCUAUUUGUAAAGAUUAUUUAAAAGGCAAUUGCCAUCGUAGCCAAGCUCAUUGUAAAUUUCGUCAUGUAGAUCAACCACUUGAUGUACCUGUUAGAGGUCCUAAUGGUCCUUUCAACUCACCCCAGCCAGCGAUGCCACCUAACUUCGGUAAUGAGUUGUUCCGCAGACGCUUUGAUUAUGAUGAAGAGCCCGAUCCCAAGCGUAGGCGCUACGAAUUUGACAACAGAAUGCCGCUAGGGCGCCCAUUCCCCAAUCGCGACAUGGACUUUUCCGCGCCACCUGGGCCUGUGCAUCAACAGCCAUAUUGGUUGUUGCAAGAUGAGGUGGAAAUGUUGCGCAAGCGUGUGGCUGAGUUGAAAAAGCGCAAUGAGGAAUUGCAAGCGACUAAUGAAUUCUUGUUGGAGCAAAACGCACAGCUGCGCAUAAAUGAACAAGCGCCCCUGCGCAGCACCCAGCAAAUGGUGAGCGCUAUACGCACCGUGACCACAGUCCCAGUCAGCUUGGCGGCGGUGGCUGCGGCCGGCACUCCCGUGUCCAUAGCUACCGUCUCCAUGGCUCCAAUUCAGAUACCACCUGUUGUAUCUGGAUCUGGCCCGCCGCCCCUGCCGCAGCCAACUAACUCGCAGCCUUUGGUAUCUUAUCCUAUUGGCAGAUCGACAUCGGCCCAACACUAUAUUCAACCGUAGUUUAUGAACCGUGAAAAUKGAAAUGUUGCUAAUAAGAAUUUGACAUUAACAAAACAAAGAAUGUACAAUAUAUGGUUUAAUAAUAGAAUGUAA
Diuraphis noxia (Russian wheat aphid) is the source of this 1387-nucleotide messenger RNA. Its product is annotated as Synthesis of cytochrome c oxidase. Gene Ontology annotation, molecular function: RNA binding; metal ion binding. The record is from RefSeq and is a predicted model, not a curated record. NCBI's taxonomy places the organism in Eukaryota, Metazoa, Arthropoda, Insecta, Hemiptera, Aphididae. Gene Ontology annotation, biological process: mitochondrial respiratory chain complex IV assembly; regulation of RNA splicing.